AUGGCUUUGCGAUGGUUUGAUUUACUGGAUAAUCUGCUAAAGGCUCCACCAAGUUAUAACUACCAUUAUGCGGUGAGAGACGAGUACUCGGGGAACGACUUCGGGCAGCAGGAGGAGCGCGAUGGUUAUAUGACCAAGGGCUCCUAUUCCGUACGGCUCCCCGACGGCCGUGUGCAGAGAGUGACUUACUACGUGGACGGCGACUCUGGAUUCAUGGCUGAAGUGUCUUACGAAGGCGAGGCUCAGUACCCAGCUCAUCAGCCUGCCGCUUCGUAUCAGCCUGCACCAACUUAUCAAACUACUCCAGCCUAUCAGCCUACACCUGCCUAUAAGCCUGCACCAACUUACCAACCAGGUCCUACUCAUCAACCUGUACCGAUCUACCAGCCUACACCUUCGACAUCCUUUGACCCAGUUGUUUCUUAUUGAUCUAACCUUUUCUGUGGUAGAUUACGUGGCGUUGAUGGCUUUGCGAUGGUUUGAUUGUGAUUAUUUAUUCUGAGAGUGUGUCAAUAAAGGAUUUAGCAAGAAAUUCUAGUAUUACCUUCUCGAACGGUUUUGCUAUAGUACUG
Molecule: messenger RNA, 572 nt
Organism: Penaeus monodon (black tiger shrimp)
Lineage: Eukaryota; Metazoa; Arthropoda; Malacostraca; Decapoda; Penaeidae
Product: cuticle protein 7-like
Exons: 3
Coding region: 1-429 (142 amino acids)
Cellular component (GO): extracellular matrix
Source: RefSeq, a predicted model, not a curated record